AGGAACACCAAGGGAUCAUAAUGCGAGUCCUGCUUCACCUAUAGGAGCCCACAGUACAGGACUAACACGGGACUAACACGGGAACACACCGGAGCGCUUCUGUAUUCUGUCCGGGAUGCGCCUCUGAAUUCGGUCCACCAAUCAGGACAGAGAUUCAGCCACACAAAGCUUACAUAUCAACCGUCGUGCACCAUAUCCGACUGAAAUGAGAACCGCAGAGGAGUCUUCGAGCACGGUACUGCACCGACUCAUCCAGGAGCAGCUUCGUUACGGGAACCCCACCGAUACCCGAGCCCUCCUGGCAAUCCAGCAGCAGGCUCUCCGCGGGAGCAGCAGCAGCAGCGGCGGAGGCGCCGGCAGCCCUCGGUCAUCUCUGGAGAGCCUCACGCAAGAGGAGUCGCACUUCUUCCAGACGUCUAUGCGCCAGGAACCUCAAGGCCAGGAGCACCAGAGCGACUACCAGCACACCGAAAGCCCCGCGUGCCACCUCUACCAGCUCCACACGGAGGAGCUACCCACCUACGAGGAGGCCAAAGCGCACUCGCAGUAUCUGGCCGCCCAGAGGGGUCAGGCUAGUCUUAUUAAACAGACCGGGCUGGAGGUCUUCAGCCCAGACUCGGGGGUGGAACAGGAUUUGGGAGUGUGGGAUCUGAAACUGGAACAUGCGCGGUCUUUGAGCGAGCGCCUCAUGCAGCUUUCGCUGGAAAGGAAUGCUGCCCAAGACCAAGUGCCCAUGACCUCGUCGCACAGCUACCCCCAGCUGUCGGGUACCGCUGGAGCCGCCGUGUACGAUCCGGUAGAUCAGCGCGGGCCGCCACCGGAGUAUCCGUUCAUGGUCAAGUCCCCUGCCUAUAUGCUGAGCCAUUCCCAAGAAAACGGACACUAUUACCGGGAGCCGCCUGCUUUCCACUCCCAGCAUCACAGGUAUGUUCAGCCACAGACCCAAGUUUCCCGAAGCAACGCCCUCCCCACGGCGACCCCUGCUGGCCAGGAAGUCAUCGUCGGAGGCUACAGCAUCGCAGCGCCCAACCCUCAAAUGGAGCUUCUGAUGAAAGAAAACGAAAGGCUAAGAAGGGAAGUGGAGAGCUACAGCGAGAAGGCGGCCAGACUGCAAAAGCUGGAGCAGGAGAUCCAGAGGAUAUCCGAGGCGUACGAGACGCUCAUGAGGGGCUCGGCCAAGCGAGAGGCGCUGGAAAAGACCAUGAGGAACAAGCUGGAAUGCGAAAUCAAGAGGCUCCAUGAUUUCAACAGAGACCUCAGGGAGCGCCUGGAAACUGCGAGCAAACAGAGAGCUGCCGUGGAAGAUGAAGAUCGCAGCCAGCACGUCUUUGCCAAACUGGCCGAGCAGAAUGAGGAGCAUCAGCGAGAAUGCGAGCGCCUAGAGCGUGAGCUGCAGCGCCUCAGAGCCUCCGGGGACGACUGGUCCCGGCGACGGGAAGCCCUGGAGCAAGCCCUGGUCUCGGCUCAGUCGAGGAACCGGACGCUGGAGGACGAGCUGAGAAAAAAACGAGCCUACGUGGAGAAAGUGGAGAGGCUGCAGAGCGCCCUGGCUCAGCUUCAGGCCGCCUGCGAGAAGAGGGAAGCGCUGGAGAUGAAGCUUCGGACCAGACUGGAGCAGGAGUUGAAGAGUUUGAGGGCACAGCAGUGGCAGUCUCAAGGCCAGUGGGCAAACAACAGCGGUGCCACCUCCGUCCUGAGUGCCUCGUCCUUGCAGCAGCGACUGAGGGAAAGAGAGGAACGCAUCUUGGCUUUAGAAGCAGAUAUCACACGCUGGGAGCAGAAAUAUCUCGAGGAGAGCACGAUGCGCCAGUUUGCCAUGGAUGCUGCCGCCACCGCUGCUGCCCAGAGGGAUACAACGAUCAUCAACCAUUCCCCUCGGCAAUCGCCCAACAGCAGCUUCACCGAGGUGCUGCCAACGUCUGAGCACAGGCAUCAGGAGAUGGAGAGCAGAAUCCGAGCUCUCUACGCCAAGCUCCUCGAGAAGGACGCUAUGAUCAAAGUCCUGCAAGAGCGCUCCCGCAAGGAACAGGCUCGCCAAGAACUCGCGGGUCUCCGGCCGGCCCGUUCCGUCCCGUCCAUCUGCACCGCCGCCACCAUGACCGCCGUCCGUCCCAAAGGGAAGAGCCUAUCGGAUGACCAGACAGCUACGGCGACCAUGCCGCCAGCGCCCUGUGCGCUAACCAAGACUCUGAGCCGGGACAGCAGCACGCAGUGCGACGGGACACAGGACGACACGACUGUCGUAUCGGAACCGGCAGGAAACACACUGUCGCCAGGCUCAGAUCCGUCCACGAAGAUCGCCCAGACGCAGACUCCCACCCAUACGCCGAGCGGUGCUAAGAGCGACGACGACGUAGUGGAAAUUCUCAUCUGAAGAACUCUCGCCCACUUGGCGCAGGAACAGGAUUCGGCUCGACGCCGUAUAUAUCGGAAUCUAGAUCUGCGGGGCGGAAUCGGGAACGUCGAGCAAACCUGGUGUUUGAGCAGGCGCCCGUCUGUAAGAGGAGGAAUCCGGAUCCGGAGUUUCGCCGGUGCGGACAGGAGAGCUGAGCUCCCUUGGCUGCGGAGAAACGGACACAUCCAAGCUGGCCUCGAAUGUACUCCCGAGGUACUUGUACAGAGGCUGCUGUGAAACGGAGCAGAUCGAGGACUGUUACUAUGAUAUGUUAAUAUAAUGGAAGCUUUUGUGUAUUUAUAUUUCUGACGACUGCUGCUGAACCGAGUGUGAGGUUUGUUUCGAGUGUAUGCGGGCGACCGUGUCUGAAUGUCCGGUUUUGAUAUUGCCGUCAUGGUGGCGUGACAAGAGAUGUUCCUGUUCCGACUUAGUAUAGCUUUUCUACUCCAUUCUGUAUCCAUUCCUGGUUAAAACACACACACACACACACACACACACACACGUUUAUCACUGGUUGUUCUGUUAAACCAGGCUCAAAAAAGAACAGUAUGUCUUGCGCUAUGCCAGCUAUACCAUACAGGCCAUGGAUUAAACAGUUUACCAGAAUAGUUGGGUAAAUAACCAUCGACUGGAUGCGACUGGACACUCCCUUUGACCAAAUUAACAUUACAGUUGGCGUUUCUGUUAUUGGGCUCCCCAUUUUUAACCAGCGGAAUGAGAUGCCUCCUUUUACGGACAGCCGGGCACCUUCCAGACUCAUUUAGAGACACACAGGGAUGCUUGAAAUGCCAGAUUAUCAUUUUGGGCCCAUACCGGCAUGCCUUCGAGCUUCAGGAGCUAAAGUCUUCCAGUCUGGAAUGUUUCUGCUUGGUGAAACAGGCACUGACCCCUGGUCUGUGUGAGAUGGUUGGCAUACGUGCUACUAUUCCGUCUUCUGGCUCUAUUUAUUUCACGGUAGCCGGUCCUACUGUGGACGACGACGUCGCGACUAUAUUCGAUCUUAUAUACGUUACUGUCUUAACUUACAUUACAUUUCUGCGGUCACUCCGUGCCAGCCUAUGAUGUGAAUUCGCCAGUGCCCAGUAAAGCAAGGCUAAAAAAAUGUACCCUGUUGGAAAUGGAAAGCCACAUUCUACGUCAGACUGGAAGUGUUGGUAAUCAGUAUUGCACCACAUCCUGUACCAUCACCGAGCUCGACUUUUAUUCCCCUUUUACCCUCCAGUACAAACCUCUUGCUGGUCGAUGGUUUGUACUGGAGGCGUGCAGGUUUUGCUCCUUGGGACUGUUUACAGUGAGGACUGUUGGGAAAAGAGAAGAUGUUAAUAUAUUUUGUAUAGUAUUGCUUUUAUAGUAUCUAGUGAACAUAAUGCCAAAGAUUUGCAUUACAGAAUAAGUUAUAUAAUUAUAAACUAUGAGCAGUUGUAAGGUCACGUGUAGAUGCCCUGCUCGGUCUGGUUGAACCAUACUUAGACGUUGCUGUGAAUUCUGCGAUGGGAUUUUGUAUGCCAUUAACAUUUCAGUAAUACAAAUAAAACCUUAAUAUAUUAUCUUUUCAAA
Messenger RNA from Trichomycterus rosablanca, 3952 nucleotides. RefSeq names its product angiomotin like 2a (gene amotl2a). The transcript is spliced from 11 exons. Gene Ontology annotation, cellular component: cytoplasmic vesicle; bicellular tight junction; plasma membrane. NCBI's taxonomy places the organism in Eukaryota, Metazoa, Chordata, Actinopteri, Siluriformes, Trichomycteridae. The record is from RefSeq and is a predicted model, not a curated record. Gene Ontology annotation, biological process: angiogenesis; hippo signaling; establishment of cell polarity involved in ameboidal cell migration. The coding region runs from base 206 to 2374 and encodes 722 amino acids.